AUGUAUUUUUAUUAUUCUACGUGCUAUGACGACGGUUUGUUGAAUCUUAAGGUAUAUUAUAUAUUUGUACAUAAGUUAAAUUAAUUGUUAAUAAAGAGAUUGUAUAAGGUUCUCUCAAGCCUCUCGAUUUUAAUUAUCAGAUUCCUUUCGAUUUGAAGGCAACAACAGAAGAACUGACUCAUUCUCGUCGAAUCAAGGAUUUUUUUUCUUUUUUUUUUUUUGUCUGUUUUGUUAACGACAGGAAGCUCGAUUCAGACCGACAACGGACAUUAAGCAAUAUUUUAUUGUAUAGAAAAAGAAAACAAACAAAUCUUACAAAACAAUCAGCACACUAUCUACUGUACACGAUUGUAUAGUUAUAAUAUAAAGAGCGUAGAGACGGCGAAACGGCCGCUAAUUAUUUCUGAAACAAUUCGUCGACUGAAACGCGAUAAGCAGAGCUACAGCGUUCUCCAUAAACGUUAAUUCUUUCCAAUGAAAUGGAAAACAACGAACGAAUCUGUAUCUGCACGCGCAAUCGACAUAUCGUUAAAAAUCCCCUUUUAAGUAACCAUUGAUGGCACGCGACGCGACUGACCUGUUUGCGUUGACAAUUUCGCAAAACUCGCAUCGAAUGAAAUUAAGCAAUUAUCACGACAUUCGCGUGUAUUCGUUUCAAAAUUGCAUCAUAUUUUUCAACUUUUUUUUCCUUCUUUUUUUUUUUUUUUUAAGCAGAUUAAAACUUUCCCGUAGAAAUACUCAGUAUUACUAUGAAUAUAUCGAAACUCACACGAAAAGUGACCGUUUCCACAAUUGA
Messenger RNA from Heterotrigona itama, 796 nucleotides. The record is from the annotation of a GenBank genome assembly. Lineage: Eukaryota; Metazoa; Arthropoda; Insecta; Hymenoptera; Apidae.